Messenger RNA from Choloepus didactylus (southern two-toed sloth), 2195 nucleotides. It is a transcript of the gene ERICH5, whose product is annotated as glutamate rich 5. The record is from RefSeq and is a predicted model, not a curated record. The transcript has 3 exons. Bases 359 to 1528 code for a protein of 389 amino acids. NCBI's taxonomy places the organism in Eukaryota, Metazoa, Chordata, Mammalia, Pilosa, Megalonychidae.
AUUCCUGUUUCAGGCGCCUUUACCAUCCCCUCCACCUUCUCCCCACCUGGCUCCUUCGUUCCACUUGUCCCCUUUCUCUUCUGUCUCCUUGCCCUCCAGCUCCAGUCCUCUGUCCCCUCCCGGCUCCUUCGCCCUCCACUCUCCCUUUCCUCUCCAGGUGCGCACCCCCUGCGCCCUCGCACCACCCUGCGCUUGCGCUCCGCCCCCGCGGGCGCCUGCGGGAAGAGCUGGAGGAACUUUGGCGGCUCCGGGUGCAGUUCGCGCGGGAUCCCGGCUCGCAGGCAAACACCCCACGGGCUGGGAUCCGUGGCUGCGCUCGCCUGCCCUGAGGCCCCCUCUUCGCGGCCGCGGCGCCGUGAUGGGCUGCUCCAGCAGCGCCCUCCACAAGGCCGGCGACGCCAGCAGGUUCCGCAGCGGUGAGCAGGGGACCCAGCCUCCCCCUGGCCCGGGCCUCGGGAUUCGGGUCCGCUCACCCCCCGGAGGUCUAAAAGUAACUUCAAAUGAACACUUUUCAACCAAAGAAGAGAAUGAAUCCUGCUUUGCCCAACCCAAACCAUGUAAAAUGGGAAGUGGACCCAGUUUUUAUGACAAUGUACUAAGAGAUAGCCUUCCUCCAUUAGAAAAGCUCAAGAUUCCCAAGGCAUCUAUGGCUAAUGGCGUUAAUUUGCUUUGUGAACAGCCCCUGGCCUCCUGGGGAAAGGAUGUAGCAGACCAACCAGGGAAGACUCAGCUUCUGGAGGGACCUGAGGGGUCUGAGUCCCCUCAGCCAGGUGGCAGAGAUGAUAUCCCAGGAAGAGAGGAAAAGAAUAAAGAUGCGGAAGCAGUGACAGAGAUUCAGUAUUUAAAAGGAAAUGCUGAGACCAAAUCUUUAACAACAGAAGCCAGUGAUCAGCCUUUGAGAACAGCAGGAGAGAGGGACCCUGCUGGAACAGUGAAAGGUCCUGAGAACCCACGAACUGCCAGAGAGAUGAAACCUCUAGAAACAUCUGAGGAAAAGCAACUGCUGGAAACAGCUGGAGAGCUGCAAGCUCAGAAAACAGGGGGAAAUGAUGAACAGCUCCACCUUCCAGAAACAGUUCCCAAAGGAAGUGAAUCUCCAGAAAUAUUGGAGGAAAGUCAAUUUGUGGACACAGCUGAAGAGCAGCAACUUCAAGAAACAGGGGGAGGAGAUGAGCAGCCCCAACUCCUAGAAACAAUCCCUAAAGAGAAUGAAAUGCCAGAAAUGCUGGGCAGAAAUCAGCUUGUGGAAACAGCUGUAAAGAAUGAUUCCCUUCAUAAAAUGCCUAAAGGUCCUGGAAACAUGGAGCAGAUCCAACCUGAGGGAAUAGUUGAAAGCAUGAAGCAACAAGCAACAGAAGCAAAUGUGGAAAUGGUCAGAAACAUUCACACUAGUGAAGAGGACCAGCAAGUUGAAGGUGAGACGGGAGAAAAGGUUGAAAGUGAGGUGGUGAAUGAGAAAGUAAGUGAAAAGGCUGAAAAGAAAGAAGAAGAAACAGGAGAAGCUGUGGGUCCUUCAGCAGCCACAUAGUUAUGGUGAUGGAAGGGUGAACAGACACAGCGUGUUACUACAGAGAAAGCAGAAAAAUGGAGUGACGCUUGUGGUUAUAGACCUUAUCUUUCAACAUCUACGUGUUUUGUGUACCUUUAUAUAACUGUGGUCAUAAAGGCACUGUUGGAACCAUGAGAAUGUUAUCAUGUUCUUGAUUAUGUCUUUUCAUAAAAUAGCUAAGUCACAAACAGUUUUCUUAGCUACUUAAAAUAGUUAUACAUAAAACUACCUUAUCCAGAGCCAAUAAAAACUAGAAUAUAUGAUCAUUCAAGAGUGUGAGGGUGACUUUCCCUAUUGUGGCAAAGAGUCCAUGCAAUAUAGAAAAUAGAACCUAAAAAGAAAGUAUAAACCUUUAGGUACUGGUGGUUGGAGAAAGGAGUUAGCAAAUUUUAGGCAACUCACAAUGAUAAAGUCACACGUUUACAACUAUGAAUGAAUAAGAAUGAACAACAACAACAACAACAAAACAAACUAUAUCCAGGAUUUUUGUUCUAUCACAGAAUUUAGAGUUGGUAGGAACCUUAGAAAUUAUGUCAUCUAAUUACCUUCAUCUUGAGUCUAUCUACCAUAGAUCCUAUGAAUAUGGUAUAUUCAGUAUGAUAAAAAAAAACCCUUUUCAAAGAAAUGCAAACUCUGGUGCUGUUGC